AUGAAACUAAUGGAAGAGUUGGACGAAAAGCGUCAAAAGCAAUGGAAACUCAAUAAAACCCGAAUCGUAAACGAGUCACAUCUGAGCCACAAACUGAGUGUCGAGAUAUGCCCGCCAAUAGUGGAGGUGCCGACAGCCGGCACAACCAGAAUCGAUUUGGAGGCCAUUGCACCCAAACCACCGCAACGAGUGGUGAAAGCGAAGAGUCUGUACAGCAGGACAAUAGCGCCCAAAGACUUCGACAUCAUAGGGAACGGUAGGCCGUCGGGCAAGAUAGACAGCGCUGGAAGUCAUUUAAACCUGAGACACGCCGUACGACAGACGCAGCGCAUAAAACUGAUGCUCGCGCUGGACAGGUAUGAGAAACCGCUCGGUUCUGUCAACACGCAGGCCAUCGCCCAACGCAUUGAGGGCAUGAUCUUCAAGGUGCUCAUGAAUGACGCCAAACAGUACAGACAACAGAUUCUUGCGGUCAAACGAUUCAUUCUCGACCGCAAGAAUUGGUUCAGUCAUGUUCGGGAUAUGCUGUUGGGCCGCACCCACCCCGAAGACAUUGCCCUUUUGACUAAAGACCCGCAAAUGACUCAAAUAAUCGCUCUGAGGAUGAAGUGGAGACUGAAGGACGAGAAGUGGAAGAUCAGAGUCGAUAUGCGGACAUCGGGUCAACGACUCAUUGCCAUAGACUUGGAUGCACUCACAGACUAUGACACUGGCACUGACGCUGACGAGGAAUACAGUGAACCUGUUGUGUCCGUCACUGACAAAGACGUUGAGCCCAACGAUAGCGUGACAAGUGAUCCCGAAAUGAUGAAACCAAGUGGUGAUAAUGACAGUGACAUGAAUGGUGGUCGAGUGAAAGACACGACUCGUGAGCAGAGGUCUGAUUGUGAGUCAAACACUGGUCACAAGAGUGUCAAAAUAGACACGAGAUAUAGAAAAAGACAAAUUGAUUACAAAUUGGUGGACAAGAGGACGGGUAUCUGGAUGUCUGACCAAAAGUCUGUGCUCUUGAAUGAGACGCCGCCGGAAGCCAUGGAAGUGCGGAUCGUUUGCUUCCAUUGCGAGAAGAGAUACCAGUCUAUGGCUGACUUCAGACACCACUACAAGAAGAGACACUUUAAGGACAACAAGCCGUGCGCUGGAGUCAAGCUGAAGCUGAUCCCCAAAUCGGUGGACAAAACAUCGACACAUAAACACAAACAC
Molecule: messenger RNA, 1203 nt
Organism: Oppiella nova
Lineage: Eukaryota; Metazoa; Arthropoda; Arachnida; Sarcoptiformes; Oppiidae
Source: the annotation of a GenBank genome assembly